Guillardia theta CCMP2712 is the source of this 868-nucleotide messenger RNA. RefSeq lists its product as hypothetical. The record is from RefSeq and is a predicted model, not a curated record. Lineage: Eukaryota; Cryptophyceae; Pyrenomonadales; Geminigeraceae. Bases 47 to 772 code for a protein of 241 amino acids. The transcript is spliced from 7 exons.
GGAAGGGAAGGAGGAGAUUCCAACGCCUCUGCUCCUGACCCCCAUGAUGCCGAACGCAAAGCCAAUGUUCGGAGGUUCUCAAGGAGGUCAGGGGAGAUCUCCACGGAUGGGUCAAAUGGCUGCAGAUUCAGACGUCAAAGGUGCCAAGUCUCCGAUCAACUCGAACAGAAGGUCGCCGUCACUGGAUCCUCCUUAUGUUCCUCCUUGUACGGCUUCGCCUCCUGUUCGAAUACCGUCGGCCCAUCCUCUCUCGCACAACCGCGGGAUAGGCUUGUUCAGCUCGCCGGUCAACAGCCCAGCAGACAAACCUCCCUUCGCUCCUGCAAGCAACUCGCCCUCCUUCUCAUCCAACCCGCUGCUGUCCGGCUCCUUCCCAGCAUUGUUUUCAGAUCUUAAACGAGCAAACUCAGUCAAUGGAUCUCCUGAGAACUUCGUGGAAUCGCAGAGAUGCAAACCAACCGCAGAUUCGCAUGCCCACGAGGAGAUUCAACCUGCUCUCGUUGACGACGAGGCGCCUUUCGCGCUCAAUGGCACGAGCAGGGAGUACGAUUCGCUCACCAAUAUCCUCCGGAGAUGUGAAGAUCCCCUUCCACUCAGUGGCGUGUGGGGCAAGAGCGUUGCUCCUCAACGGCCAGACACUGAGACAGACAGUCUGAUCUGGAUGCCUCCUGCUGACGACGUGACGGUGGGAGAUCUGUUCGCCGACAUGUCGAUGAUGCAAGAUCUCAUGGAGCUGCAUCUGCACCAGCCCAGCAGCGCCGCGACCUCCUGACGAUGUUGCGGCCAGAGGCAAUCCGGCGACCUCUCACGUCAUCAUCUGCACAUAUUUCUCUCUUGCCUCGUGUACAGCAGCGUUAAAAGCGAACAA